Messenger RNA from Fusarium mangiferae, 378 nucleotides. RefSeq lists its product as uncharacterized. The record is from RefSeq and is a predicted model, not a curated record. The transcript has 2 exons. Bases 1 to 378 code for a protein of 125 amino acids. NCBI's taxonomy places the organism in Eukaryota, Fungi, Ascomycota, Sordariomycetes, Hypocreales, Nectriaceae.
AUGGCUUGUGCAUCCAAUGAGCCCCAGGCCGAGCCAUGCAACUUCUUUCUACUCCCUACUAGUACCAGCUCCGGAUCUCCUUGCCUUGUUGACGUCGUCGACAAGAUCCAAACGCGCCAGAUACACCAAAAAGCCCAUACGCUGAACUACCUCAUCCAACGCCAUGAUCUCGAACGAACCCUCGAUAAAACAUGUAGCAUCGCCGACACGAGUCUAUCGACAAUGGCCGGACUCGCUGCGGACAUCAGUCAGGCUUUGGACCUAAUCCUACGCCAUGGGCUGCUGCAUGGUGCUUCAUCGUCCAAAGCCAACGUCGUGUCAAGAUCAAGAACAAGGUCCAAGUCUCUGCGUCCCAAAAAGGUGCUGUCCAGGCCUUGA